AUGCCUCAGACUCUGGAUGAUUUUCAAAUAGACCCGAUCCACACUCGUCCGAGCCUAGAACCUCCACCAAACACCCUUGUCCUGAACAACAUUUCCUAUCCAGAUGUCGUGGGGCGCUUGCGUGACGAGUACGAACAAACACGAAAUGAUGAUUCCACCAAUUCUAGCCCGAAAAACAAGAAUAAAGGUUCAGAAAUUAAAGAUCCAUGUGAAGAUCCCGUGGUGUUGACACGCUAUUUGUCUCCCACACAAGUGAACAAUUCCGCGCAUCCGGCUGUGAUCACUCACGAGUCGAAACGGUUACGAUUAUUGGAAAGACGUGUCAAUCAGCUGGAACAGGACAACCUCGCACGUCAACAAUGGGACAAAAUUGGCCUGAUGCUAACCGGAGUUUAUUUUGCCUAUCGGGUAUUGCAUUGGAUUGCAACACAUUUAUAA
Messenger RNA from Echinostoma caproni, 438 nucleotides. Lineage: Eukaryota; Metazoa; Platyhelminthes; Trematoda; Plagiorchiida; Echinostomatidae. The record is from the annotation of a GenBank genome assembly.